UGGAGUGGAGGUGUUUCCCUCUGCCUAAACUUGCAACCAAGGGGUUAAAGUCUGUUCCAUAAACUCUCCUGUGCUUCAAGAAUCUCCUUGUGCUGAUUUGACCAAUCACAUUUUACACACAGCCUGCCACUGAGAAAAUAACUUACUACUACUACUAGCCCAUAGCUUGCACUGCCUCCUCACACUUUACCACAGCUUCCAGCUAGGUAACACACCACAGCACAGACACGAUGGGAACUGUGAGGAUGUUACUCUUCUCCGUUAUACUGUCACCGUGGGUGCUCUCCUUGACUGGGAAACAACAGGAUGUAUUGUUUGAUAGAGAAGUUUAUCUGGGAGCAAGGAGGUCUCAGAGAGAGGCAGCAGCGUUGUGGCUGGGAGAGGACUAUGACUCCAGAAUGGUCUUCCUGCCUGCUGAUGAACCAGACGAUGCCCCAGCCUCAGAGCUGCCCACAUGCCUACUGUGUGUGUGUCUGACCGGCUCGGUGUACUGUGAGGAAGUUGUUCCUGAGAUGACUGCUGUGCCCACCCUGCCCAAGGAGACUGCCUACUUCUACGCCCGCUAUAACAAGAUCAACAAGAUCACCAAUAAAGACUUCGCAGAAAUCGUGACUCUGAAGAGGAUCGACCUGACGGGAAACCUGAUCUCUGAGAUCCAGGACGGAGCGUUCUCCAAGCUUACCCUAUUGGAGGAACUCAAUUUGGCUGAGAACCAUCUGGUCAAGCUGCCCAUGCUGCCCGGCAAGCUCACAACCUUCAACGCCAACCACAAUCAGCUCAAAACCAAAGGGGUCAAGGCCAACGCCUUCAAGAAACUGAGGCAGCUGGUUAACCUGUUCCUCGGAGACAAUGAGCUGGAGGCCGUGCCAGUGAUCCCUGAGAGCGUCCGCAUUAUUCACCUACAGAACAACAACAUCACUGAUGUCACCUCCGACACGUUCUGUAAUGGCAACAACACCUACUACAUCAGACCCAACCUGAUAGAGGUGAGGUUGGAUGGGAACCCAGUGCUGCUGUCCAAGUCCCCCGACAGCUUCACCUGCCUCAAGUCUCUCCCCGUCGGAAAGUACCGCUAAACAGAAGACUCCCCGGGGAAAGGGAUUUCGCUAACUUUUCCAAAAUUCCCAGGUUUUCCAGAAAUCCUAGUUUCUUGAAUGAGUAGGGAAUAAACAGGGAAUCCGGAAUAGUCCAAACAGGAUUUCUGUAUAACUAGGGGAUUUAGGAAAAGUUUUCCAAUGUUAAUGGACUUCCUGGUUAUUAAAUAACAGUGCAGUGGUAAAACAGACAGCUUCUACAGGGCUUUCAGCUUCUACAGGGCUUUCAGCUUCUACAGGGCUUUCAGCCAGACAGACACAUACUGAAUAGAUUCAACGCAAUUCCCUAUUCCACUUGACGAAGACAAGACCAUCUGAUAUGACUGGUCGUCUACACAAUUACAUUCCAUUUCUGUCUGAACGUUUCUUCUGUAAAAAAUUGUGCCCACGUCUUUCAGAAGGCUAGUGGAUUGGGACUGAAACGUUAGCGUGUCCCAUUGGCAAGCUACGUCAGGCUUCCUCUCUGUGUGGAUUGGGACUGAAACGUUAGCGUGUCACAUUGGCAAGCUACGUCAGGCUUCCUCUCUGUGUGGAUUGGGACUGAAACGUUAGCGUGUCCCAUUAGCAAGCUACGUCAGGCUUCCUCUCUGUGUGGAUUGGGACUGAAACGUUAGCGUAUCCCAUUAGCAAGCUACGUCAGGCUUCCUCUCUGUGUGGAUUGGGACUGAAACGUUAGCGUGUCACAUUGGCAAGCUACGUCAGGCUUCCUCUCUGUGUGGAUUGGGACUGAAACGUUAGCGUGUCCCAUUAGCAAGCUACGUCAGGCUUCCUCUCUGUGUGGAUUGGGACUGAAACGUUAGCGUGUCCCAUUAGCAAGCUACGUCAGGCUUCCUCUCUGUGUGGAUUGGGACUGAAACGUUAGCGUGUCACAUUGGCAAGCUACGUCAGGCUUCCUCUCUGUGUGGUUUCUGAUUGAAUUUCCUUUACAUUUAGACUGGUCUUGAACAUAAACUUGAACACAUGAGCUAAAUGGUCUGAAAGCCUUUGUAAAUACACCUUUUAUUCAAUGUCUGCUUCUGCAUAAUGUAUGAAUUAUGACUUCUUCAAAAUGUUGAGUCAAGCUUUUGGCUUUCUGAAUUCUGUGAAUUACCUUCAUGUAAACUGGUUCUUAAGUAGAAGUUGACAAUAAAUGUAUCUUUGAAAUACGUAGCCUGUAGUAAUGUGAACCUAAUGUGUCUCAAAAUUGUAAGCUUUGAUAUUGAAAUGGUGGAAUCAGAGAUGGUAUGAUCCUUUUUCUAAAGUCCUUUUAGAAAAGGAUCAUUAGGAAUUAUUACCUGUGAUUACUACCUGUGGUUAUUACCUGUGGUUAUUGCCUGUGAUUAUUACCUGUGAUUAUUACCUGUGGUUAUUGCCUGUGGUUAUUGCCUGUGAUUAUUACCUGUGAUUAUUACCUGUGGUUAUUACCUGUGAUUAUUACCUGUGAUUAUUACCUGUGAUUACUACCUGUGGUUAUUACCUGUGGUUAUUACAUGUGAUUAUUACCUGUGAUUCUGACCUGUACAGUAAAACCCCCAAAAUUGUAUUUGACCGUGGCUGUGUUUUUAUAUAUUUUAAUACAAUUAAAAUACUUUUAAAAAUAUUAAACCCUGCAUGAACGACAACCAAACAAAACCCCA
Oncorhynchus nerka (sockeye salmon) is the source of this 2710-nucleotide messenger RNA. RefSeq names its product mimecan-like. The transcript is spliced from 6 exons. Bases 231 to 1076 code for a protein of 281 amino acids. Lineage: Eukaryota; Metazoa; Chordata; Actinopteri; Salmoniformes; Salmonidae. The record is from RefSeq and is a predicted model, not a curated record. Gene Ontology annotation, cellular component: extracellular matrix. Gene Ontology annotation, molecular function: protein binding. Gene Ontology annotation, biological process: articular cartilage development; bone development.